UGCCCCGAGCUUGCUACAAAGGAGGUGGUGCAAUAGUAUGCCCGUGCAUAUGUGUGGUAUGUUAUUAGUCGGACUCUCUUUGCGAACAGCGGUGGUAGAAAUGCUCCCUACAUGUGGCUAAAGGCUUUGACUAGUUGGGAUAGCAAAAUCAGUUGGGGUACGGCGGCUCUUGCUUAUUUGUACCGGCAGCUGGACGAGGCGUGUCGUAGGUCAGACCCUCAGGCUUGUAUUGGUGGUCCGUUGCUUCUAUUGUCGGUGUGGAUGUGGUCGCGUCUUUCUGUUGGACGGCCCGAUGUUCUUCCGCAUGAUGAUUGGGAUGAGUACGGCAUGCGGCAGUGUCGUCCUACAUGGGCGUUCUUCUAUGAUAAGGUUGAACCAUACGUAGGGAAAACAAAAACCAUGUACAAGUACUACAGCAACGAGUUCGACUCGCUGACACCGGGCAUGGUAAAUUUCCACACCCUUCGUAUUACAUUCCCACAUCUCUGGCGGAUGCAGUGCCCUUUAAUCUGUCUCUAUGCUGUCGAGUAUCACCUUCCACAACGGGUGAUGACCAAAUUUGGUUUAUUCCAGGAGACCCCGCCGGAGUGGAAGGACACCAGCAUAGAUCUCCAUAGGCUCGACAGAAUGCAACAAAAGACUAUCACGAAUUGGGCGGAUCAUCAUAGCAAGUACAUCAUAGAGUGGUGGGAAGUGCUUCGCAAGGCCGAGAAAACUCGAGAUGAUACUACGUACUCGGAGGAAAAUACUCGUUGGGAGGUUAAUGCACCGGCAUUCACACAACAAGAGACACUGGAGCUACCCAAUCCUGAUUUUGGUGACAUUGCCAACCUCCAGUACAAUAGGCUUAUCAGGGAUGGUCGGCCAGUUGAGCUAGCCCCAGUGCUCCGCUUUGUGGCAUUUGAUCACAGAUCAAAACUACAGGGUUUCUACCAAACUGCCUAUGUUUGA
Messenger RNA from Lolium perenne, 951 nucleotides. The record is from RefSeq and is a predicted model, not a curated record. NCBI's taxonomy places the organism in Eukaryota, Viridiplantae, Streptophyta, Magnoliopsida, Poales, Poaceae.